Messenger RNA from Arabidopsis thaliana (thale cress), 522 nucleotides. RefSeq lists its product as uncharacterized. Lineage: Eukaryota; Viridiplantae; Streptophyta; Magnoliopsida; Brassicales; Brassicaceae. Bases 1 to 522 code for a protein of 173 amino acids. The transcript has a single exon. The record is from RefSeq and is marked reviewed.
AUGGACGCGAAAGAGGACGUGAGACCCACUGGUAGGGGCGGUCGGGGCGUUACAGCAAAAUCGCAUGUGAUUGUUACCAGCAAUAUGAGUGUAAGGCAAUUUUUGGAUGUGAAGUAUACAACGAUGAAUCUGAAUUUAUUUCUGUCCCUUGACCCCAUUGUUGAUGACAACCAGAACACACUGAUUAAAAAGGACUGCUCCGGUCGGGUGGAUAAAGACAAAGGGAUAGUAGGCGAUGCACAAGUCUUUUAUACUAAUGGCUUCAAAAUGUCUGCUAUGGUAACAAAACACACCAACCGGAGUUACCUCAACAAUCCGACAAGUAUAAGGAGAAAAUUGUUUGACGACGCUGGUGUUAAGGGUUCUAAUGGUGUUGUGCGAUUUCACUCUGUAGAAACAUCCAACGUUGUGACCAUUUCUGUUGUGAAUGAUUUCUACAACAACGAGAUGGGUGACGAUGGUGUUACCAAUGUUACUGGCAUUAUAAGACUUGCAAGGAGCACAAACGGAGAUUCAAAUUGA